Messenger RNA from Blastomyces gilchristii SLH14081, 2137 nucleotides. RefSeq lists its product as uncharacterized. Lineage: Eukaryota; Fungi; Ascomycota; Eurotiomycetes; Onygenales; Ajellomycetaceae. The transcript is spliced from 5 exons. The record is from RefSeq and is a predicted model, not a curated record. The coding region runs from base 1 to 2112 and encodes 703 amino acids.
AUGGCAGAAUUAUCACCAGACGAGAUUGCUACGGUAGAGAUAUACCCUUUAAGGAACUCACUCGAUCGGGUGCGUGGCUUUCUCCAAGGAGCUGCUGAGCAGUCUCAUGGUGGCGCUGCUGAUGGCCCUGAUCAAACCUACCAAAAGGCAAUAUCAAAAGCCCUGAUUGCUUUGAUGGAUGCAAAAGCGGCUUAUAACCUUCGUCCGCCGAUAAGCAGCCAUGAUCAUUACCGACCAAUUGUCCAACUCAUCAUCCAGAAAGCACCUGACACUGAUAUCUGGAAGGCCGUCUACAACCUCAUCACCACUGUCACACAUGCUGAAAAAUCCACACCUCCACCUAGGCAAUCUUUACCAAUCUUACAAACCCCGCGCUCGCGAAACACCAGCAGCCUUGCCAACUCGUCGGAGCUCCAAGGAGAUAUUGACCGUGUCCUGAGGGAGGAGCUUUUGGAAGAUCUCCAUGCAGACGUCCCUGGCUUUUAUGCAGCUUACUUUGAUGACAUCGAAGGUCUCGUCUCGACCGCGCAGGCUAUGUUUGAGAACUACAAGACUAGCGAUAGCCCUCUCUACCGCGAAAAUGGAUGGAAGGAUUGGCCUGACCAUGCGGACGAAAAAACUCCCGCUCAACCAGUAGCCGGAUCUACUGCAAAGCGAAAGCUCGAUAUAGGCUUUGUGGAUGACCCUCAUGCCAUGCUGGACAAGAGAUACGAGUGGUCGCAGAUCCUGUAUGACAUCCCUUCUGAGGCGCGGCUCGACCUGGCAAGGUUCACCCUGUGUGGACCACUCCUGUGUGUUUGGGAAUUUGACUGUUGCGGCGGGAUUGGUUCAGCGGAGACAGACAUCAACCAGGAUGGCCUUCAGUUCAUCACAGUGAUCCUGGGGUUCCUCUUCAUGAACCGACGGCAGCUCGGCUUCGACCCGACUGUUGUCACAGUGGAUGGUCAACGCUGCAUCGAGAUUGAGCGUGAUGGCAAGAAGGAGCAUCUGGUGAUUGAUGGGGUGAUCCUGCGGGCACAUUGUGUCGUGGGCCGAGCCACCACCUGCUGGAAAGCGCAUCGCCAAGGGGACGAGCGGAUCCUGGUGGUCAAAGACUCCUGGCAGUACCUGGAGCGCGAUGAGGAAGGGGAACUGCUGCGCGAAGCAAUGGAGAGUGGAGUCACGAAUGUUGCUCGAUAUUACUUUCACGAAACUGUCCAGGUGGACGGCAAGGACGAUGAUGUGCGGACCAUUCGAAAGGGUCUAGAGGCCCCGAAACCCAAGCAAGGUAGCUUGCAGGUGGCCCUAAGAAGGAGUGCAUCCAAUAGAGGCCAUGCCAGCCAAAGCAGCGGCAUCGGGCGGAAACGAUCUUCCGAUUGCGUCGAUACGGUGUUUCCCCCUCCCCCCAGCAAGCGCACCCAGUCCACCUCGCCAAUGAAGCGUCCCGCGGGCAGUCCACCGAAUCGAGUGCAUCGUCGUGUCAUUGUUCAAGACUACGGGAAGCCUAUCUACGAAAGCAGUUCAAGAGUGGCUCUACUGGUCGGAAUGGAAGGCUGCAUUGUAGGGUACGAAUCCCUGUACUCCAGGGCCCGGUUGAUCCAGAGUGAUAUCUCACCACGAAAUCUUUUGAUCAAUGAGAAUGAGGACAACCCUUCGUGGCGAUCCUUCCUGAUCGAUCUCGACCUUGCCAUCCGAACAAAACGCGAUGGGUUCUUAGGAGCGCGAGGCAAAACUGGCACCAGAGCAUUCAUGGCAAUCGGUGUCCUGAUUGGGGAGGAGCAUUCAUUCAUGCAUGACCUUGAGUCCUUUUUCUGGGUACUCUUCUGGAUCUGCAUUCACUACGAAGCGCCGGGGAAAGGGAGGAAGGUGAAGGAUUUUGAAAAGUGGAAUUAUAUGAGUACAAGAGAACUGGGUGGUGCCAAAAUCGGAGCUAUAGCUGAUGAAGAGGUAUUCCUUACAAUCAUGGAUGACUACUUCACUCCAUAUUACCAGCCAUUGUCGUGUUGGGUCAACAGGCUACGACGGAUUGUAUUUCCAAACAAUGGACGAUGGAAGAGAACAAAUUCAAAAUUGGGCUCAGAAAUGAGGAAAAUACUUCAAGAUGCACAACGCGACCUAAAGGUCAUAGGUUAGGAUAUACGGCCAAUUUUACUUCAUC